Messenger RNA from Pelmatolapia mariae (spotted tilapia), 1594 nucleotides. It is a transcript of the gene p2rx5, whose product is annotated as purinergic receptor P2X, ligand-gated ion channel, 5. Gene Ontology annotation, cellular component: plasma membrane; nuclear inner membrane. Gene Ontology annotation, biological process: calcium ion transmembrane transport; response to ATP. The transcript is spliced from 12 exons. Bases 1 to 1380 code for a protein of 459 amino acids. Lineage: Eukaryota; Metazoa; Chordata; Actinopteri; Cichliformes; Cichlidae. The record is from RefSeq and is a predicted model, not a curated record. Gene Ontology annotation, molecular function: purinergic nucleotide receptor activity; extracellularly ATP-gated monoatomic cation channel activity.
AUGGCUGGCUGGGGGGGCUUCUUCUUUUCUCUUCUCAACUACAAAACGGAGAAAUAUGUCAUUGCAGAAAACAGAAGAAUCGGAAUAUUAUUUCGGCUCUAUCAGCUGGCAGUGCUGGGAUACAUUAUUGGGUGGGUGUUUGUGGUGAAGAAGGGGUACCAGGAGAAAGAAGAGGCCAUCCAGAGCUCAGUCAUCACCAAGCUUAAAGGCGUCACUCUGACCAACACUUCUGAGACGGGGCCUUACCUGUGGAGUGCCGAGGACUAUGUCAUACCCCCAAAUGGCGAGCAGGUGUUCUUUGUAGUAACAAAUUACAUAGAGACCCCCAAUCAGAGGCUGGGAUUCUGUGCUGAGAGUUCCAAGGUGCCAGAUGGACGAUGUGAAACUGAUGAUGACUGCAUAGAGGGGGAGCCUGUAACAGCAGGUCAUGGAAUCAAGACUGGCUUGUGUUUAAACAGCACCGGGACCUGCGAGAUUCAUGCCUGGUGUCCUGUUGAAUACAACAAGAGACCCGCAGAGCCCUUACUGAGUGACGCAGAAAACUUCACCAUCUACAUCAAGAAUUUCAUCAGGUUCCCCAAGUUUGAGUUCUCCAAAGCCAAUGUCCUUGAAACUUCUGAUGACAGCUACCUGAAGAGAUGUUUCUAUGACAAAGAGAACCAUCCUUACUGCCCCAUCUUUUGCCUCAGAGAUCUCGUCAGCAGCGCUGGACAUGACUUCCAGGAAAUGGCUGUUAAGGGUGGUUCUGUUGGCAUUCUCAUUGAGUGGAACUGUGACCUGGAUAAAGACUAUUCUCUGUGUAAUCCACAGUACAGCUUCACCCGUUUGGACAUUAAUUUGAACAACUCAAUUACAUCAGGAUACAACUUCAGAUAUGCCAGAUACUAUAAGGAUCAAAAUGGUGAAACCUAUCGCACGUUGUAUAAAGUGUAUGGGAUUCGCUUUGAUAUAAUGAUCAAUGGUCAGGCGGGGAAAUUCAAUAUUGUCCCCACAGUAAUUGCCAUUGGCUCAGGCAUUGCUCUCCUCGGUGCAGGAGCCUUUGCCUGUGAUAUGAUAUUAUUGUACAUGAUGAACACAAGCUCCUUCUACCGAGAGAGGAAAUUUGAAAUCAUCAACUUCAAGAAAGAGAGGACCAAAGUUAAAGAUGAGAAAGCAGGCCAUCGGGAAAAGAGGUCCAGAAGACCAGGGGCAGAGAAAGGGGCUACAAAUUCCAUCAAAAAACCAGGAGAAACUGAACCCACUGCAGGAUCUUCUGCAGAGAGCCAGCCACCUACGGAGAAAAGGGGUCCCACAAUUCCACGUAACACGGGACAGCGAUACUCUGCUCCACCGCAAAGCACCGAGACGAAGCAUCAUAUCACUUUCAUGGCUCACAAUUAGGUCUGCAGGCAGAGCAAGGUCACCUGUUUGUUUUCCUGCAUGAAGCAGAACCCGAAGGUGGGACUGACGUUCACGUCUUACCUGCCGGCACAACUGCUAGCACGGUCACUGGCAUGAAUGAUGCCCUGACUGAAGAUGUGUUGAUCCAGGGGAAUGUAAAUGUUGUGCAAAGUGCAUGAGGUCAGGACAUCAAAGAAAGUAGCAGGGUCAGGAU